Molecule: messenger RNA, 2463 nt
Organism: Naegleria gruberi
Lineage: Eukaryota; Heterolobosea; Eutetramitea; Acrasida; Naegleriidae
Exons: 2
Coding region: 1-2463 (820 amino acids)
Biological process (GO): protein phosphorylation
Molecular function (GO): protein kinase activity; ATP binding
Source: RefSeq, a predicted model, not a curated record
AUGAUUGUCAUGAUUGAUUCGAAAUUGGAAUGUAACAAACUGCUCUUUGAUUUUUCAAAUUAUACGAAACGAUUCGAAAUGAGGUGGAAAGGAUACGAAAAUGGUUUAUUCUCUGCUUGUCUAAAUAGUUUAGAUGAAAAUUCCAUUUUAGAUGCUUUCACUGUUGAGAAUGGAAAGAUUUCAGGCGAAUUGAAUAAUAGAUUAGGUAUCAAGAAUUUGGAAAUUCGAAACUGUCACGAUGGUGGAAUGAUUUACUUUUAUACUAAAAUAGAAAAUUUGCUGAUUGCUGACAGUUUCUUUCAUGAAGAUACUGAAAUAACUGAGAUUACAAAUGUACGAGUGGAAAAUACGCAAUUGGAUGAUUUUGAAAUUGUUUCGAAUGGAGCAAGUGUUGAAAUUUCAAAUUCUAAAAUUCAAGGAAUUGUUGAUUUGCAGAAUUUUAAAUCAUUUUCUAUUCGAAACUCAAUUUGGAAAAAUAACCGAGUUCAUGAGGAUUAUUCAUCAACAUUUAAUUUAGGACAAGAUGUUUCAUUUGAUAAUGUAACAACUAAUGCUAAAAUUGUGUUUAUUUCAAUCAAGUCAAUCAAGAUGAAUGGGCUAAUUGUACACAAUUAUGGAAACGGAUAUUUCUUGUAUCAAAUGAUACGAGUUUCUCAUUUCUAUCUAAGCAACAGUUCGUUUGUGGGAAAUUUCGUGCUCAACAACUAUUUACUCUCCUUGCAAAUAGUUGAAUCUAUACAAAUUGAAAAUUGUACAGUUUCUAAUAAUGUUGGAGGUUUCAUCAUGGUAACAGAUGCUACUUUGAUAAUGGGACAGGUGAAUAUACGAAUUAGUAAGAGUGUAUUUCAAUCCAACGAGAUGCUGUCAGAUAUUGCUCUAAUUGACAUUGUGGAUCAAACAAGAGAGAUGUAUUUUAUCACAGUUGACCAUUGUAAAUUUUUGGAAAAUACAGGAGAAUCCACUUUACACAUUGAUGGAGGACUUGCCCAAAUUUCCAAUUCAGACUUCUACUUUAAUAUUGCAAACGAACAUGGUACUGCAUACUUGAAUUGCUAUGUUACAAUUUCAAACUCUAAAUUCAUCGCUAAUCAAGCCAAGUUAGGAGGAGCCAUUUACAUUGGUCCUGCUGGAAAUAUUGAUGCAUCUCAAACAAUUGAUUUUACUUGUGAUAAUAAUUGGGCAACCUACGCUGGAGGAUGCAUUUAUUCAGAAAAUUUGGAUUUUUCAAAAUUGAAACGCAUGAAUGGAACUAAUAUUGCUAAAUAUUAUGGAAAUGAUGUGGCCACACCUAUUGUGAGUCUGGAUGCUACAUUUGAUGAGGUAGAUUCUAAUGGAAAUAUUGAGGUUUACCCAGGUCAAGCAUUCCAAAUUAAUUUUUUCCCAAGAGACAAGUUCAAUCAGAGCACCUCUUAUUUAUUGAAUCAAUAUUUGUUUAUCAAUUCAGAAAAAGGUCAUUUUACAAUCUCUCAGAAUUUUUUAGAUGGAAUCCAUUCUAUUCCAGUAGUUUUGCAAAUAUUUCCAAUUGACGACUACAACCCAUCAUUGCCACCACUUGUAAUAUUGAUUUCUUCAAAAAUUGAAAUCAAAAUUCCUGUAAAUAUUCUCCCAUGUCCAGAUAGUUCUUUCCUGAAAUUAUCUCAAAAUGGACAUUACUGUGAACAAAUUCCAUUAGCAGCGAUUCUGUCAUCUGUAAUUUUGGGAAUUAUUUUGAUAACCAUUAUAUUGGCAGCAUUAAUAGUGAUAGCUAGGAAAUUAUUGAAAUUGAGAAAACAGGAACGUGCUGAAAAGAAAAUGGAGCUAUUGUUCAAAGAUAAGGAAUUUAUAUUCGAAACAGAACAAGCACCUCUAUUACUUUCUAAUACCAUCAACAGUAGUGAUUCAGGUGAAAGUAGAUCAAUAAUUGGAAACAGGCAACAAUACAUCAUUCCAAUUUCUGAAAUUAAUAUUUUGAAAAGAAUAGGAGAAGGUGGAAUGGGUGUCGUAUAUCACGCGAAGUGGAAUCGAACUGAUGUUGCCAUCAAACAAUUGAAAACAGAUUCCAAUGAUGAAGAAUUCGAAAAUGAAGCAAUUUUAAUGAGCUCACUUCGACAUCCAUGUAUUGUGAGCUGUUUUGGAGUUUCUCUGACAACCAAUGGAAAAUAUAUGAUUGUAGAAUAUUUGGAAAAUGGAAGUCUAGAAAAGGCAAUUUAUAAUUCAAAGAUGGGAAGAGCAAUUUUGAGAUUUGAAACCAAGUUGAAAAUAUUAACUGAUGUUGCCAAAGGAUUAGUUUAUUUACAUUCAAUCAAACCUCAUAGAAUUAUUCAUAGAGAUUUGAAACCAGGAAAUUUAUUACUCGAUAAGAAUAUGAAUGCAAAAGUUGGGGAUUUUGGAUUGAGCAAAAUUGUUUCGAAUAAUUCUGCAACAAUGACAGCAAAUGUAGGAACUUUACUUUACAUGGUAAGUCUAGAUAAUUUCACAAAUUGA